AUGGGCGUGCCGUGCGACGGCAAAGGGCGAAGCCCAGACGGCAGCACCGUCGGCAACGGCGCCCAGGGACCGCUGGCCGCUUUGCCAACCAGCGUGGCCGCGGCAAUAUACGAGCAACUGGCGCCGCGCGACCUGGCUGCUUGCGCACAGACAUGCAGAGCGUGGCGCGAGCUGCCGCUGGCCGUGCUGCGCCGCCUGGCGCUAGCGCCCCGCAGCACCUUCCCGCUCGGCCGCCUGCAAAGCUGCACUGCGCUGGUCGAGAUUUCGUCCCAGACGAACCGCGGCCCCGUGUGGGCGGCGGCGGUGCGGGAGCUGCAAGCUAGGCGGCUGCCGGCUCUGCGGCGGGUGACCAUGAAUUACUGGUGUGGAGGCCAGCCCUGCGAGCUCGAUGAUCUGGCCGCAGCCAUGCGGACCCAGGGUACGGGCUGCCGCCUGUCCCUGGCAAUGACUGACAAGGGGGCGCUGUCAGAGCUGUCCUCCCGCCUGCCCUUCCCCGGGCUGGCCCAUCUGGAGGCCAACCUGCCCUACUUCCAUCAGGGAGCGGUGGAUCAGAUAGUGGGGAUUGUGCAGGGCCAGGGCCAGCAGGAGCGCAGCGACGCAGGGACGAGCAGCGGGGAGGGCCUCGCGGCGCCGCCGCUGACGGUGUCCGUGUGGGUGUGCUGCUGGGGCGGCUGCGAGGGCCUGCCGCUGCCCGCGGCGGAGGAGCUGCGGCGCCGGCUGGGGGCGCGGCUGGUGGGGCUCGAGAGCAUCAACCUUGCCGGCCCCGCUGACCUGGCAAGGCUGGCGGGCCUGGUGCCAGGGCUGACGUCACUGGGGUUCAACAUGGAGACCUGCGCCUCACGCGCAUUCGUGGCACGGCUGCUGCCUCGCGGCGCGGCGGCCGAGGCGGCAGGGGUGGCGGCGCCUGCGCCGAUGAACUUCGCGCGGCUGGCAGGUGCGGCGCGCGGCCUGCUGCGGCUGACGCUGCACGGGUCCUCCCCGACAGGAUGGGACUGCGGGCCGCGCGGCGCCGCUGGCGAUGCCGACGGCAGCACCGGCGGCAGCGAGGACGGCUGGCCAUCGCUGGUGCCGCUGCGUGGCCUCACCAAGCUGUCCCUCGCCCGCGACUGGGGACCCGCGCCGCUGCCGCUCGCGCCGCUGGCGCACCCGGCCGGCGAUGCGCUGGGCGCCUCGCUGGUGGAGCUCACCGUUGAGCGGCGGCUGCUGGCGGCCGCGGGGGAGCUGGAGGUCAUAGGCGGCCUGACCGCGCUGACGUUACUAACGCUGGCGCUGCAAGUGGAGCCGCAGCAGCUUGGUCCGUCGGACGCCGACCUGUCCUGGCUGCGCCGCCUGGCGCGCCUGCGCUGCGCCAGCCUGGCAGUGCCGCUGCUGGACUUUGGCUGGCUGCCGGGGUCGCUGGAAGAGCUGGACUGCCUCAAGUUCAGCGACUCUGGUGUGACAUGGGUGCGCUGCGACGCUGGCGGGGCCCCCUUGCCCGCACUUGCGCGGCUCGCGCUGCCGUCGAUGGGCGACGACGAGGAGGAGGAAGAGGGCGAGCCACUGAGGUCGGCGUUGAGCGAUGGUGGCGAUGACGGCGAUGACGUCAGCGGUGGGGAUGGGCAUUGUCGUGCGGACGACAGUCCUGCUGGCCGGGGGUGGGAGGACGCGGAGGACAGGACAUUGGUGGCCAUAUCGCGCCGCUGCCCCCGGCUGGAGGACCUCAACCUGGUCUCCUGGCAGCCCAGCGCGAGCGCCGCCGCCGCCGCCGCCCUGUCGCCGAGCCUGCGGCGGCUCGCGCUCGCAGCGGCGGAGGGCGGGCCGCGGGAGCGCGUCGCGGCGGCGGUGGCGGCGGCGGCGCCUGGUGUGAGUCUCGACUUGGUGGACCCACCUGCUGUGUACCCCUGGUCAACUGUCAGGGUCCUUUGA
Molecule: messenger RNA, 1905 nt
Organism: Monoraphidium neglectum
Lineage: Eukaryota; Viridiplantae; Chlorophyta; Chlorophyceae; Sphaeropleales; Selenastraceae
Exons: 4
Coding region: 1-1905 (634 amino acids)
Molecular function (GO): protein binding
Source: RefSeq, a predicted model, not a curated record